Molecule: messenger RNA, 3380 nt
Organism: Annulohypoxylon truncatum
Lineage: Eukaryota; Fungi; Ascomycota; Sordariomycetes; Xylariales; Hypoxylaceae
Product: L-aminoadipate-semialdehyde dehydrogenase
Exons: 5
Coding region: 62-3196 (1044 amino acids)
Source: RefSeq, a predicted model, not a curated record
CAGAAUUAUCUGCUGAAUCUCUGGUGUAUGAGCCUCACAAAUAUUCGUUGAAUAUAGUACCAUGUCUCUCGCAGCAACAUCACAUGCCCAACUGGAUAUCCCCAGCCAGGGUCUUGGUCCCGAGGUUGACAGCAAAUCCAUUGACAGUAUCAACGAUUUGAUCGUCAACCGCGCAACUACCUUCCCUUUCAAGCCUCUUCUUGCUUAUCCUGGAAAGGAUGGUAAAUUUGUCUACUACACUGCAAAGGAGCUGGACGGCUUUGCAGACGAAGCCGCAAAACAUUACGUCGAAUUGGGAUUAGUUCCCAAAAGCGGUCAGAGCGAAUCAGAAAUAGUAGCAAUUAUUGGCGUGUCAAAUCUCGAUUACAUUAUCUCGAUAUUGGCUUUGUCACGUAUCGGGUUUGGCGCUCUAUUCCUAUCGACCCGCCUGUCUGUACAAGCAUACACAGCUCUACUCGAAAAGACAAAAUGCCACCAUAUCGUCGCUGCGCCAAACUAUGUAGUAACAGCUGGCCAAAUAGCUGAAGGUUACGAUAUCUCUCAAUUUGACUUAUUGACGGAAAAUAUAUACAGGAAAGCAGACUCGUCUAGGGCUCGUUUUCAGCGACCUGUCAAAAUUGAAAAUGAAGCGCAGAAAAUUGCCUUCAUUCUACACUCUUCUGGAUCUACCGGCCUUCCAAAGCCUAUUUACCAAACCCACCGCUCUUGUUUGAUGAACUACUCUGUUUCGAGCGGCAUGAGGGCCUUGAUAACAUUACCCCUAUUCCACAACCAUGGUCUGUGCACUCUUUUCCGCGGCAUCACCUAUUCCGUUACAACGGCGCUCUUCGAUGCAAGCCUCCCAAUGACCCAUGACCAUCUGGUAAGCGCCAUGGAACAGUUCGAUCCGGAGAGUUUCCACUGUGUACCAUACUCACUGAAGGUCCUUUCCGAGAGUGAACAUGGUAUUGAUCUGAUGAGACGGUGUAAACUAGUCCUCUUCGGCGGGAGUAGCUGUCCUGAUGAUUUAGGAGACAAAUUGGUCAAUGCCGGAGUCUAUCUUGUAGGCCAUUAUGGAGCGACAGAAGUGGGUCAACUUAUGACAUCCUUUCGGGAUAAGGAGGACAAAGCAUGGAACUACGUGCGACCAUUCCCAAAAGUUGCACCAUAUCUUCGUUUCGAACCUAUUGGUGAAGGAUUAUAUGAGUGUGUAGUCCUUGAUGGCCUGCCAACAAAACUCUGUUCCAAUUCAGAUGACCCUCCAAACUCAUUUCAUACAAGGGAUAUAUUUAUACCUCAUCCUACGAUUCCGCAGGCAUUUAAGUAUAUGUCGCGCCUUGACGAUAGAGUCACACUCGUCAAUGGCGAAAAGGUGUUACCGAUCCCCUUCGAACACCGGCUCCGACAACAUGAACUGGUCGAGGAAGCACUCAUCUUUGGGGUCGACAAGGCGUUUCCGGGACUGCUCAUCUUCCCAAGCGAAAAAGCUAGGGAGGUAAGGAAGGAAGAUCUUCUAAAUACGCUUCGACCUGUAAUUCAAGCUGGAAACGAAGCCGCAGAGAAAUUUGGACAGAUCUCAAUUGACAUGGUGGAGAUUCUCCCAUGCGGCACCCCCUAUCCUCGUACAGAUAAAGGAACAAUUAUCCGCAGAGCCGCGUAUAGAGCCUUCGAAAAAGAAAUCGAAGCAAUAUAUACACGAUUUGAAACACACGACGAUGCUAGAGAUGGAGCCCGAAAGAAUUUGGACCAACCCGAACUUGUCACGUACGUGUUGGAUUUAUUCACUCACGCAAUUGGCGUAAAGGGGUUGACCGAAGAAACGGACUUCUUUGAACGUGGAACGGACAGCCUUCAAGCUGUGACUGCGAGAGCCAAAAUAAUGCGCGAAAUUGAUAUCGGAGACAAUGUAUUGUCCAAUAACGUUUGUUUCGAGUAUCCGUCACCCAGGAAACUUGCAUCGCAUCUCUAUGCUCUCAGGACAGGCGAAGAAUUGCACCACACCGACGAAAUAGCUUUGAUGUCUAAUCUGAUAGAGAAGUACUCGGACUUUGCCCCUUUCGUCCCUGGAAGCCAACGACCGGAUGGAGAAGUUAUUCUCCUUACUGGAGCUACAGGUUCACUUGGAGCACAUAUCCUAUCCCAAGUUGUAUCCUUACCCGGAGUCAAGAGGGUUUACUGCUUAGUUCGAGCAAAGACGCUCAAGGACGCAUAUUCGCGCGUUACGUCGAGCCUCGAGUCUCGCGUUCUUUCCCACGAUGCUGCUAAGGAAAAACUUGUCUGCCUUCCGAGCGAUUUCAGCCAAGAAUCUCUAGGGCUUGACAUUUCCACUCUCGAGACUCUUCGUUCUAGUCUAACCACCGUUAUACAUAGCGCAUGGAUGGUAAACUUCAACGUGGGUCUCAGCAGCUUCGAACGCCCACAUAUUGCCGGCGUACACAACAUCAUCAAACUAUGCUUAAGCGUUCCAUUCACGGAACCAGCUAAGUUCUUCUUCGUAUCCUCGAUCUCAGCCGCCGCAGGUACCCCUAUUCCGGCUGUAAUCCGCGAAGCCCACAUCGAUGAUCUGCACUGUGCUCAGAACAUGGGAUACGCUAGAUCUAAACUAGUGACAGAGCACAUCAUUCGAGCAGCAGCAAAGAGAACGGGCAUACAGGCAAGAGUGCUACGGACCGGCCAACUUAUGGGCGAUUCGCGUAAGGCGCUCUGGAAUCCAACCGAGGCGAUUCCCUUGAUGAUCCAAAGUGCAACUACUAUAGGGGCACUCCCAAUGCUUGAUGAGACUCCUUCAUGGCUUCCAGUAGACAAAUGCGCCGCGGCAAUCCUCGAGCUAUCCGGGCUCAGCCCCAGCACAAAGAGCAGUCUAUCAGAAAACAGCGAAGAAGUCUACCACGUAUUGAACCCAUCUCUCUUCUCUUGGAGCAAUGACUUGUUGCCCGCAUUGCGAACGGCUGGUCUAAAAUUCGAGACCGUCUCUCAGCGGGAGUGGGUACGACGGCUGCGCGAGAGCGAGCAAGAUCCCCAGAAGAACCCCCCUAUCAAAUUGCUCCACUUCUUCGAAGAGAAGUACGACAACGACUCGGCUGGACGAAGCGGUCUUGUCUUUGAAACUCGGACGACGGCGAAAUAUUCCGAGACCAUCGGCCAGGGUUUUGACAUCAUCGGAAGCGGGAUCCUGCAGAAAUGUCUGGAUAAUUGGCGGCUCACCUGGGCCAAAUAGCAGCUGUGAGAAAAAGGAGCGUUGAUUAGUAUGGCCCAAUGGAACUUCCAGCCUUCAUACCUUCCUAAAUUGUAACGAUUUAUGUAUGCGAGUUUCCACGAUAGAGAAUUAUUAUUAUAAGAAAAUUGCUUGAAGAUGUGAGGAGUACCUCUGAAGUUCUUUUAGCGGUUUGAAUACAAGUUAA